This is a messenger RNA of Encephalitozoon cuniculi GB-M1, 876 nucleotides long. RefSeq lists its product as uncharacterized. Lineage: Eukaryota; Fungi; Microsporidia; Unikaryonidae. The transcript has a single exon. Bases 1 to 876 code for a protein of 291 amino acids. The record is from RefSeq and is marked provisional.
AUGAUUUUCGACUAUGGGAUUUAUUUUUCAAGAAAGGUUUCUGUCUGUUUGCAUGAGGGAUGCAUACUAAUAGGAAGCAGAACUACUUUCACGGUCGUUAAGGUUGAGAUUGCAGACAGGUGCCAUCUGUUUCUUCAUCCAGGUGCUAAGAGAAAAAGGUCGUAUAUAGAAAGGAUUGCUUCGGACCCUCGUUUGAUCCUAAGAAGCAGUGGAGAUCCAAAGGUGAACUUGAAGCUGUAUGUGUCCUUUGUCACUGGGGGCAAGUAUAGACCAAGCAUUCGAGGAAACAGAAGACAGAAAAUGAUCGGGAAUGCCAUUGAAGGGAAGAAGGCCACAUGGAAGGAUAUAGCUGCUAAGGAUGUUUAUGGAUAUGAUAAGCUGUUAAGUGUGCUGGGCAUAGACAUGGACCUGGGUCCCUUGGCGGGCCUUAAAAGAAAGAUAAUGAACAUGCUUAGGCAUGUUAAUGACGAAGAGAAUACAGCAGACGAAAGAGAAACCAUCCGCCGCAUUCUUAGGAAUGAGAGUGAUCCCCCCGGGAAACUCACCUUUGCUCUUAUGGCCCACUACGAUUUCUGCACCAAAAAUGAGGUAUUCUCCUUUAUGGAUGAACUAGGCAAAGAGUAUGGUAAAAUGCUUGACUUGAUCCUUUACGACAGGUUAGAGAGUUCAGUAGAGGAGUGCAGGAUAGAUCAUCCGUUUUAUAACGAGGUGGCUCUGUUCAACUCGUUUGUAAAAUGCAAGGACGACAUCCUGCACUUUGAUAGAAAAGCCUUGGAAAAAGAUGUGUUUCACACCAUCAACGAAAGAGGAAUCAGGGACUUUAUUACGAAGAAGGUGGAAAUGUUUUAUGCAUCUGGUGGAGGCCUUAUUAAAUAG